AUGCCACGCUCACCCAGCCCCGACCGCCGCUCUGAGCGCUCUUACCAUUCGAGCUCUCGUCACACGUCCCGUCGAGACGACCGCGACCGCGACCGAGACGAACGCCGCAGGAGUCGUUCCCCUCGACGUCGCGAAACUGAUGAAGCUGGGCGAAGGGAGAGGGAGGACCGGCGCGAGCGGGGCAAGGAGCGAGAGCGGAGCAGGAGUCGGAGUAGGAGCAGGGAUAGGCAUCGGCGCAGCAGGCGAGGCGAGGAGGACCGCUCAAGGUCCAGGUCAAGGUCGAGGGACCGGCGGUGGAGGCACGACGAGCGGUCUUCGCGGCGCAGGAGCCGAAGCAGGUCGCGCUCAUACUCUUCUGGGUCCGAGAGCGACGACUCGCGGGAUCGGAGACACAGGCGGAAGCGGCAUGGCUCGCGAGAUAGGGACGACAAGGAUGAGCGGAGGAGGCGGAGGGAGGAGAAGAAGGCACGGCGGGCCAAGCGCGAGGAGAAGAAGCGGACAAAGGCGGGACUCGCGACGGUCGAAUGGGGGAAACACGGCAUCUUGACGGAGGCUGACAUCUACACGAAGAGCGACGAAUUCCACGCCUGGCUGAUCGGCGAGAAGAUGCUCAAUCCGGAGACUCUGUCCAAGGCGAAGGAAAAGGAGAUCUUCAAGCAGUUCAUGGAGGACUACAACACGGGAACGCUGCCGAACGAGAAGUACUACGACAUCAAGCAGUACGAGCAGCGGAUGACGGCUGUACGGAUGGGCGAGACAGUCGAGAAAAGCGACUCGUACGAUUUCAUGAAGGAUCUCGAAGCCGCCAAGUCAUCCCAGCGCCGCUCAGCAGCCGCAUCAAGCGAGCAGCUGAUGGACCGCUCUCGACUCGAGGAACUCCGGAAGCUGCAGACCGAUCGCGUCCAGAAAGAGAAGAUGCAGCGCUUGGGCAUGGACGUCUCGGAGAACCUGGGCGUGCGGCUGGAGGACAAACUGCGGUAG
This is a messenger RNA of Rhodotorula toruloides NP11, 981 nucleotides long. Its product is annotated as nucleic acid binding protein. Bases 1 to 981 code for a protein of 326 amino acids. NCBI's taxonomy places the organism in Eukaryota, Fungi, Basidiomycota, Microbotryomycetes, Sporidiobolales, Sporidiobolaceae. The record is from RefSeq and is a predicted model, not a curated record. The transcript is spliced from 5 exons.